Messenger RNA from Saccoglossus kowalevskii, 3254 nucleotides. RefSeq names its product pre-mRNA-splicing factor 38A-like. The record is from RefSeq and is a predicted model, not a curated record. NCBI's taxonomy places the organism in Eukaryota, Metazoa, Hemichordata, Enteropneusta, Harrimaniidae.
UGUCAGAAAAUGGCGAAUCGCACGGUGAAAGAUGCUCAUAGUGUGAAGGGGACGAAUCCACAAUAUUUAGUGGAAAAGAUAAUCAGAUCACGAAUAUAUGAGUGUAGAUACUGGAAGGAAGAAUGUUUUGCUCUAAGUGCCGAACUUCUUGUGGACAAGGCGAUGGCGCUCACUUUUGUUGGAGGAAUUUAUGGAGGCAAUGUCAAACCAACGCCAUUCCUGUGUUUAACUCUUAAAAUGCUGCAGAUUCAGCCAGAAAAAGAUAUUAUCGUAGAAUUUAUUAGAAAUGAAGACUUUAAAUAUGUCAGAUGUCUUGGAGCACUUUACAUGAGACUAGUCGGCAAUGCAUUAGACUGUUUUAAGUAUCUUGAACCACUUUACAAUGACUACAGAAAAAUUAAAAUCAUGAAUCGUUCUGGAAAAUAUGAAUUAUCCCAUGUUGAUGAGUUUAUUGAUGAAUUACUUCAUGAGGAAAGACUCUGUGAUAUCAUUUUGCCAAGAAUUCAAAAGAGAUACGUGCUUGAAGAUACCAAUCAGCUGGAACCAAGGAUUAGUGCAUUGGAAGAUGACUUAGAUGACAUUGAAGAAAGUGAAGAUGAAAUAGAAGCAGAUGAAAAACGAAGUCCGUCACCAGAAAUCCAUCAUAGCUAUCGUGACUUAGAUAAACCGAAGAGAAGUCCGUCUCCUAAAUACAGAAGAAGUAGAUCACCACACAGGAGGAAGAGCAGAAGCUUAUCACCGAGAAGAGAUAGUCAUCGUCGUCGUAGUCGAAGUCCUCGAAGACGACGUAGUAGAUCAAGGGAAAGAAGACACAGAUCACCUGGCCACAGACAUAGAGAUGAAGACCGCCAUAGAGAUGAUGACCGUCAUCAACGUAGUCGUCAUCACCACUCUCCAUCACCAGAAGACAGACCUCGAAAACACAAGAAAAAGAAAAAGGAGAGAGACCGUGAUAGAGAGCGAGACAGUCGAAGACUAUCCGAUAAAGAUCCUGAUGUUGCAGAGGCUAAUGCUUUGAGAGCUUCUCUUGGACUACCGCCACUGAAGUAGAAAGAUGCAUACUGCUUUGAAUGUCAGUUUUAUUUUUGGGAUGUCAAUCAAUGCUAUUUUUUACAGUUUACAAAGAGUAGAAAUCACUCCAUGUUUUGUUUCUCACAUCCAUAUAAAAGAUACAUUGUAUAGCAACCUGUCAUCUGUCAUCAUACUUUGAGUUCCCAGGAUUGUGACCACGUUGUCUCACCAGGGUGCCAGUUUUUGUUUGACUGAUAUGUGGUGUCACAAGUGGGGCAUUCCAAAACAGUUUUUACUGCCACUGCUCGCAGUGCUGGGGAAGUUUGGGGACAAAUAGCGAACAACAAAAUUGAUAGGUAAAAAGGUGUUUAGGUAAUUUUUUCAAACAUAUAAAAUGCAAUUGGGUGUAUUUUUAAAAUACAUUUUACAUGAGUUUAGCUUGCAUAGCAAUGAAACCAAUACGAUCACAUGACACUACUCCCCCAGAUUACGUUUGUGUAAACUACGUCAUUGGGGAGCCUUUUCAUUGCCACGGAUCACUAUGACCACAUCACUCGGGGCACCCUAGGUGGCGAUGCGAAUGCACUCUUGGUUUCUAUAUUACUGAACAUGAGCCAGUCGUUUGUAAGAUGAUUUGUCAGUUUUUAUCAAGUUGAAUAUACAUCUGUUGUCCCCUAGAGAUGUAUUGCUAUGUUCCUGUAGGUACCAAGAUAAAUCAUAUAUUAUAUUUUGUUCUACUUUAUCACUGUGUACUUGUAUGAGGGGAGGCAAGGGGGGUAGCUGGUACGGUUUUACGGGAAAUAAAAAGGGCUUUUCACAAUGUACGAAGAAAAAAAAGACGUUUUUUUACAGUUUACAGUGUUAACAAAUGGAACAUUGAAUGGUUCAAAAGCUCUCCGACUCAAAUUCUCCGCCAUUGCUGCGCCGUGUGAAGAGACGCAUGCGCAUAUUACCCUCGUAAUGCUCUUCAUUCGGCUAGAGGGCCUUUUACGUCUUGACAUUCAAUUUUGUAGUGAAUUGUGUCAUCUAGUCGUUUUACAGUUUCUAAAAUGUAAUUUCCCUGGAUUAUUCUUUACGAUUUUUUAUUUGGAUGUGAAUUUUUGUACGUACGAGAAAAAUGACACAUUUUUACAGUGUACGAACAAAAUAUUUGAUUGAUUGCGUUGUACGUCUAGCCUGUGAUUACAGAAUUACGGAAUUUAUUUUUUCUAUUUACGUUGUACGAACAAAAAAAUAUUGCAAUUACGUUGAACGAAAAUAACCCUUGCCCCCCCUCUUGUAUGGAUGAAAAAAACACAGUAAACUUUCAACAUGGAUGCCUACACCACAAAAUCAAUGUUCAGUAUAAAACUGAGGCUCAUUUACUAAAAUAUCUACGGAUAAAAAAAUUACAUAUUUCUGAUGACAAAAAGUGUAUCAAUGUAGAUUGAUCCCUUCUUUGCUUGUGUUACAUUAUCACCUCUCAAAAGCUAUCAUCUCCCAGACUACAACCAUGUUAAUUUGAAGCGAUAUUAUUCCUGUUUAUUAGCUCCUUCUGUAUAUUUGUCCCACUGCCAGUCCUUUGAUACCACGACCACAUUGGUGCGUACUGUAACUGUUUGUUUACCAGGUCAAAAUCAGACAAAAUCAUAUUCAUCAAUUCUAUUUAUUGAUGAAUAUGAGAUUUGUUAAAAAAAAAACAUAUAGCUCAACAAUGUAUGAGGGAAAUGCAUUAUUUGCACAUUCAAAUUCCUCCCAAACUGUUGACGUAUGAAAAGAAUAUUCAUGUGAUAAACAUCAUGGUAGGUUUGUUUUUAACAUCGUUAAUUCACAAUUGAGAUUUUUUUAAUUAUAAAUGAGGUUAAAGACUCUAUAUCUUGAUCUGAACGCAUGCAAUGCGAUUUUUACCCUUUUUUUGGCACCAAAAUGAAUAUGCUGGCAGUCAUUGCGCCGAUACCAUGUAAAACAGAUGGUGUUUUUUUGUGCACCUCUUGAAACAUUGGGAGAGUAAACAUUGGCUUGUCUGAAUUAAAGACACUCCACAUCAUAUUGGAACUUUAUUUUGAAUAAUUACAUCCAAGAUAGGGAACAAUUCUGAUUUUUGUGGGGGUAAGUUGCUUGCUACUCCUUAAUUCCUACCGCCUGAAUGCUAACACAUGGUGUUCAAAACUGUAUUUAUUUCUGAUAUCAUGUGCCAAUGAGUACUUUGUUAUGAGAUGUAGAUCAUUAUUUCCUUUUUACAAUUAAACAAUUCAAAUAAACUU